AUGCAAGAUGCGGAUGCUUUGGAAGCUGAAAGAGCUGCGAAGAUGCAAUCCACGUUGCGACUUAACCUUGGUAUUAAGGAUGGAUCUGCUAAUGUCUACUGGAAACAUGAUGCCAAGAUCCGACCCAGCUCGGGGCGCUGGGAUGUAAAGGAGAUAGCCGCCGAUGGCCGGGAGGUGCAGCCUCAGUUCCAAGUCUUACCGCCGCCGUCCUACUCCCAGCUACAGUCGCAUCCGCUGCCGCCAACGGCGCCGCUACAAUCUGCAUCACCUUCCCAGUUCCAAACGUUGCCAUAUCCACAGCCACAGCCGCAGCUCCCUGUGCCUUUGCCGCACGACUGGCCAGCGCCGGCUGCGGCGGGCAGCGGUGGCGACCUGAGCGCCACUGACCCACGGGUCAUAAGAUGGGUAGACGUGACGAUGGACGCGAGCCGCACCACCUAUACUGCGGCGCUGCCGUGCAGCUUGCCGCCUACAGAGGCGGGGCGGCGGCAGUACCUGCUGAUUGAGGUCUACGUGGAGGUACGUGUGCCGUACGCGGUACGCAAGGAUUUCGGGCUGGUGGUGUGUCCCCUGCAGGUCAAGGUGUACAAGCCCAAGGACAAGAACGCGUUAUCAAGCUUUCCGCUGCGGUUUGUACAGUUCGAUUUCCGGGAGGAUUCGUCCUCCGUUGGAGAUCUCUUUGCGGUCAACUUUUACCGGUACUGA
This is a messenger RNA of Volvox carteri f. nagariensis, 705 nucleotides long. RefSeq lists its product as uncharacterized. The record is from RefSeq and is a predicted model, not a curated record. Bases 1 to 705 code for a protein of 234 amino acids. The transcript has 6 exons. Lineage: Eukaryota; Viridiplantae; Chlorophyta; Chlorophyceae; Chlamydomonadales; Volvocaceae.